This is a messenger RNA of Paramecium sonneborni, 744 nucleotides long. NCBI's taxonomy places the organism in Eukaryota, Ciliophora, Oligohymenophorea, Peniculida, Parameciidae. The record is from the annotation of a GenBank genome assembly.
AUGUUUGAUGAAGAUGAUGAAGAAUAUGAUUAAGGUUUUCAAGCUUAAGAUUAUCUUAAUGAAAAUAAUGAUGAAUAUAGUUAUUCAAUUUCAUCAAUUGAAUAAUUUCCAAAGACAGAUAUUCCAAGAUUGAAUACUAAAGUUUAAGUUGAUAGAUAUAAGACUUUGAUGGAAUAAGAUCCUGACACUAAAAAUAUUCCAAAAACAUUUGGGAACAAUUUUAAAAAGUUUAUGGAUAAUCAAUUAGAAAUAUAAAAAGAUUAUUUUACCAAGAAUCCUCUUCCAAAAGAAUUGAUAAUUUUUUUAAAUAAAAAGAAGACUGGAAAAUAAGCAAAUUAUACCAUUUAAGAUUUUAGAGAUAUUUUUUAUGAUUCCAUAUCCAAUAAAUGGUUUUAAUUUUACAUUGAAAAUUUUUGUUUCUUAGAUUUGAUAACUUCUAAUAGGAUAGAUGAUCCAGAAAAAUAUAUUAAAUUUAUAGAGUAAUAUUUAGCAGGUGCCAAAGAUCCAAUACAUUUCAUCUCAAGUCGCCCUUUAAAAAAACAAAGCAAAAAUGAGAAAAAAAAAAACAAAAGAGAUGCAAAAUUGAAACAAGAUGAAUUCCUUGAUCAUUAAGAUCUAUCUAUUGAUUGCGAAUAUCAUUAACCUUCUAAUGAUCAUGAAUUCGAGGAUGAUUCCAAUAGAUAAUUUAGUUUCAAAGGUUAUGUUUGUGAUAUUGGUGCUUAAAAGAAAUAUGAUUAUGAUUGA